ACAGAUCAGGCCUGUGACUGAUGCCACACACAUGGGAGCAGGCUCUCCCUCAGGGGGCUAGGGCCCUUGGAUAUGACCCAUGAUAUAACGCUCUGCCUUUUGGAUUGUUCUUCUGUUCCCUGCUGCUAUCUAUACUUGCUACACCAUGGGUAGUGUGGGCAGUCUCCUAUCUGGGCAUGGGUUCAACCACAAACAAGGGAGAGGUUCCCAACAUCGUGGGAGAAAACCACCCCACCUGAAAAAGCUGAGCCGCUGCUCCGAUGGGAUUCUAAGGUUCGGCUUCUCCCAGGAGUCAGGGCAUGCCAAGGGUGGAGGAUCCAAGAUGGGGCGAAGUGAAGAUUUCUUCUACAUCAAAGUCAGUCAGAAAUCCCAUGUAGGUCCCAGGCAAGAGUACCAUGGAGCAGUGACAAACACAGAGCCAGAACCCCAGUCAAGUCAAGAGUACUCAGGUCCCCCAAAUAAAACAUGCAACCCACCAAGCAUGAUCCACUUUCCCAACCGUCUGGAACUGGAGAUGAAUGCCCUACGCCCAUCACCGCUGAAACCUGGAAUGCGCAGGAACUCAGCUGUCACAUGCUAUCCAGCUGCAGAGAGUGGACCCCAGCUAUCUCUCUAUUAUCGUUCAGAUCGUUCUCGGGAGGCUGAGAGUCGGGCUGGACACUGUAUUGGAGGCAUGUCUGAAUCAGGCAGAAACUCCAUGUCCAGCCUUCCCACCCACCCUAGUAAGCUGGGCACUGCAUGCCAGUUGGAUGCUCUUCUAAUGCCAACAGGACGCUUUGGGGGCAGCGCCCACAAUAUUACCCAGAGCUCGAGGAGCAACAUGCUCAGCCUCAGAGCUAUGUCCUUGUCAGAUGGUGGAAAUGCCAACAAGAUUCUUAGUGUGCCACCAAAACCAGGCUUAAGAUCUCCUCCAUCUUGUGAUGAUCUGGCAAGGGUUGAACCAGUUGAGAACAAAGAAGAAGGACACAGAGGAGGUAUCACUAGGUCCAGGCAGAGUUCUCAAAGGGGCCAGAGAGGUCAGCAUGUUCUGCAGAUUCAGGUAACACAGGAGAGGGAGUCUAAGGAGAGCAAGAUGCGGAGUUAUGAGAAAGAGAAAAAGAUGUCCAUGAGCCCAUCGAUGGAUGAGACACAAUGGGAGGCAUGCCAGAAGCCUGGGGAAAUUUCAUCCCUCCGUCAGCAGCUACGGGAUACCCAAGAAGAGUCAUCACUCCGUGCAAGUGAGAUUCUGAGUCUAAAGGCACAGCUCCGAGAAACAAAGGGUAGGGCAGAGGCUCAAGAGCAGAGAGCCAGAGAAACAGAGGAGAGGCUUCGCAUUAUGGAGGAGGAUAGGGAGGAAAGGGAGCAGGACCAAAGUGAGGCCGAGUUGGACACACUGCGGACCGAGCUAGAAGCCGAGCGGCAGAACAAUGAGCAGAUGACGGAUGUGUUCCAGCGGGAGCGCAAGAUAUGGCUGGAGGAGAAGGAGAAGGUCAUCCGUUAUCAACGUCAACUUCAGCAGAGCUACCUGCACAUGUUCCAGAGAUGCCAGGCUGUUGAGCAGAGGCUUCGAGCCCUGACUGGAGGAGAAGAUCUUGAUGAUGGGCCUAUGCUAACAUUGCCAGAUAUGGAGCUUACUUUUCAGGACAUACUAGCCACAGAGAUUUGACCAGAGAGAGAAAAAGGGAGGGUAAUUGUGAGGGUGAAUGAGUGAAAAACAGUGUGGACUGAUACUAGAGUGUGAGUGGGAAUACAUAUAACAUACAUUUUCCCAAAACAGUUGCUUCUUUUGCUCCUGCCGCCAGUUUGUGGUUGAAUUGGACCAAAUCACAUCUACGUAACAAAAUCAUGAGAUAUCUCAGACAGCUUAGUCAUUUUUCACCUGCCCAAUGACUUCAUCCAUUGCAAAACCAUCAUCAUAUGACGUAGACAAUUUUAUUUGCCGAGGGAAAUAGGAGUGUUCUGAUAUGUGGCAGACGAAAUGCCCCAAAUCGGCCCCAUGUACCAUUGGCCUUAGUAAUUAACCAAUAAUGAGUGAGUAGAAUGUGGAAAUGAUAUAUGGACUCAAAUUGAAUUCAAGCUCAGAUUUUUUGAUGUAAUUGAUAUUACGGACAAAUAACUGCAAUUCAAUGCAUUCAUAGCUGGUACAAUCCUCAUCAAAUAACAAACAGAACCAGCAGAGAAGCAACUGAUCUGGGAAAAUAUUCUUGAGUGGGUAUUGACUGUGUCAAAAAAUGCGUAUUGUGUGGUUCCUGUAUGUAUGUGUACAGUGUGCAUUCUGUGCAUUGUAUAUUGGUACGUGAGUAUACACACAGCCAGACUUGUGUGUAUACAGAAUCCUUUUUCUUACCCUACCUUGUGACAAUCUGUUUACUGAGCAUUCUGUGAAAAUCACCACAAUACCACAACCUGGUCCAUAUGUUGUGGAUUUUGUACCGCACGCAAUAACCGUGUGUUCUGUGCACCAUUCAGGACUGGAGGAUGCUGUAAGCACUGCGGCGGUGUUGCACAUGUCUAUCAGUGUAGGAUCCAAUGGUACGAUGCUUUGCCCGAGCCUGUUGGGCAUGGGUUAACAGAACAACACUGCUGCUCUCGUGGCAGGGAACAUGAUGCCUGAAUGAGACUGCCGGUGUCUGGCAGAGAGUUUAAUAGAAUGGCACUGCUGGUCUCUGGCAGCAUAUUCGUCCAUGCAGUGACAAUCCUAUUACUGGUAGAAGGAGCAAAAGCCUGUACAUGUUAUAAAUGCAGUAGUCAGGUGACCAUUUUGAUGCUAAGCCAUUGUCUUUGGGAGGACCCCCAAUACUUCCCACUUCCAGUUGUUGCUACUUUAGACUAGAGAUGAGUAUCUUUCAAUGAGGAAUGGAUCCUGCAGUGCGUGGGGCAGCCUGGAAGCUGCUAAUAAGGCUACACAAUUCUAAGAUUUGAUGUUUAUAUUCAUUUAAAUAAAGAAAUAUUCUGAAUAUCA
Messenger RNA from Xenopus tropicalis (tropical clawed frog), 2941 nucleotides. RefSeq names its product leucine zipper, putative tumor suppressor 1 (gene lzts1). Gene Ontology annotation, cellular component: cytoplasm. The record is from RefSeq and is marked provisional. NCBI's taxonomy places the organism in Eukaryota, Metazoa, Chordata, Amphibia, Anura, Pipidae.